Messenger RNA from Cornus florida, 1467 nucleotides. RefSeq names its product serine carboxypeptidase-like 27. The record is from RefSeq and is a predicted model, not a curated record. The coding region runs from base 1 to 1467 and encodes 488 amino acids. The transcript is spliced from 10 exons. Gene Ontology annotation, cellular component: vacuole. Gene Ontology annotation, molecular function: serine-type carboxypeptidase activity. Gene Ontology annotation, biological process: proteolysis. Lineage: Eukaryota; Viridiplantae; Streptophyta; Magnoliopsida; Cornales; Cornaceae.
AUGGAGUGUGGUGCUGAUAUUCAAAAUUAUAACAACCUUGUCCAGGAAGACAGAGUGUAUGUUUUCUUGGAUGGUCUCGAUGAUCGGCUCGACAAAAUUCGGGGCAAUGUACUCCAGAUGCGUUCAUUUCCCACUGGAGAUUACCCUAAAGAGCAAGAGAUGGACAGGGUCACAGACUUGCCAGGGCAGCCUCCAAAUGUGGACUUCUCUCAGUACUCCGGCUACAUAACGGUGGACCCACCGAUUGGCCGGAACCUAUUUUACUGGUUGAUUGAGGCUCCGGCCAGCAGGGACCCAAUGUCCAAGCCACUUGUUCUGUGGCUCAGUGGUGGCCCUGGUUGCUCCUCUGUUGCUUAUGGAGCCUCAGAGGAAAUUGGGCCUUUACGAGUUCGUCCAGAUGGGCUCACUCUCACUGUCAGCCCAUAUGCUUGGAAUAGAGAGGCCAAUUGGCUUUUCCUUGAUUCUCCGGCUGGAGUUGGUUUCUCUUAUUCAAGUACUCUAUCUGAUGUGAUCAAUGUUGGAGACAAGAGGACUGCUGAAGAUUCCUAUACAUUUCUUAUAAAGUGGUUUGAAAGAUUUCCUCAAUACAAGCACAGGACUUUUUACAUUGCUGGAGAAAGCUAUGCAGGCCAUUACGUUCCUCAGCUAUCUCAACGUAUAGUGCGUAUGAACAAAGGCAUCAAGAAUCCCAUUAUUAAUUUCAAAGGUUUCUUGGUAGGCAAUGCCCUUUUUGAUGACUAUUACAACUUUAUUGGCACGUAUGAGUUCUGGUGGAACCAUGGUUUGAUAUCUGAUUCUAUAUAUGAGGCAGUAAUCAAGUUUUGUUCAAAUGAAUCGUUUAUACAUGCUAGCGAGAACUGUUACCGAGCUUUGUAUCUCACCAGUCUUGAGGCUGGGAACAUUAAUCAGUACAGCCUCUAUAGCAGAUAUUGCGAGGAAGCUGGGACUGUUGGGUAUAACUUGAGUCCACUGCGUUGGAGGUUUGGAGGAAACGACGGGACUUGCAUUGUGAAGUACACAAAAAUGUAUUUGAAUAGGUCGAAUGUGCAAAAGGCUCUUCAUGUAAACAGUGCAAAGAUACCUCAUCCAUACACAACUUGCAAUUCUGCUGUUAGAGGUAACUAUUCAGAUUCUUCAAGUUCUGUGCUUCCUAUAUUUAAAGAACUUAUAGCAGCUGGUUUCAGGAUCUGGGUACACAGUGGUGACACGGAUCUUGCAGUUCCAUUAACUUCAACUCGAUAUUCCAUCAGAGCCUUAAAUCUAAAGGCCAUUAAGAAUUGGUAUGCCUGGUACGAUUACAGUGACGCAGAACUACAGGUUGGUGGGUGGAGCCAAAUAUACGAUGGGCUGACCUUUGUGGUUGUGAGGGGAGCAGGACAUGAAGUUCCACUGGUUCGUCCUCGACUAGGAUUUAUCUUGUUUCAGCAUUUCCUAAAAAAUUCACCAAUGCCAACUCCACCAUCUUAA